AUGUCACCCGACAAGAAGGCCCUUGACACACAAGGCACUGUUGUCAGCCACCCUUCAUGUUUACUUCCCGCCGCUCCUGCAAGACUCAAGGGCAUCGUCAUAGUUUGCCAUGACUUUGAAUUCCACAGCACUGGCAGCAAGGAGAAACUCUUGGGAACCUGUGCUAGUGAAAUUCCUGCGGGAUGCGGCGGUGUGGUUAACGACGUGCGGGCCCUCUGCGGCCGGAACGGAGACUACCUCAAUGCAUCCUCGGAAUACGUGCUGCGGCAUGGACUCCACUAUCACUCCUGCCAAGAAUAUCAACAGGGCUACCGCCUCAUGCGCACUCCUCGCCGCAAUCGGCACACAACUAUGGAAGCUCCAGUGUGCCUCACCCAUAAAGUGCCUCGCGCCAUCCUCCGCAUCCAAGUUCUUACUUCCCACGCGGUGCGCUCGCCCUUGCAGGCCCUUCUCUAG
Messenger RNA from Trypanosoma conorhini, 456 nucleotides. RefSeq lists its product as uncharacterized. NCBI's taxonomy places the organism in Eukaryota, Euglenozoa, Kinetoplastea, Trypanosomatida, Trypanosomatidae. The coding region runs from base 1 to 456 and encodes 151 amino acids. The record is from RefSeq and is a predicted model, not a curated record. The transcript has a single exon.